CAAAUAUGGCACAACCUGCAGCUCUGAGUCUAGAAGGCGACCCUCGAAUGAGUGCCUCUGGCCCUGGCAUAGCACAGCUUUCUACACCAGCACUUAGAAAUCUACAUGACCCUUCAGUGACAAUCGAAGAAUACUUUUACUGGGCAAAGAUUACUCGUGAAGAGCAGAGAAACAUUCCCACGGUCAAAACACCGGCUAGGAAGCUUUUGAGCUUUGGUAAACACGAUGCAGCCUCCACCACCAUCACUGGAAGCGAUCCCACCAAGUCUGAAACUUCCCAAAAGGUACUGGGUACAGCGACAGACGAAAAGACUGGCGAACCUGAAGCUCCUGCAGAUGUCGGACGAGCUGCUGUGACAGAGGACGAGUGGUUACAAGCCUCCAGAGCUGCAAGGACAGCGACUUGGGGAUCUGUCUUCUAUCUUAUCACCACAGACAUUCUCGGUCCUUACUCUNNAUGGGCUUUGGCGCAGAUGGGAUAUGGCCCAGGUAUUGUUCUGUACACCAUUUUUGGAGCUCUGGCGGGCUACACAGGUUGGCAGAUCUGGCAAAUGUUCCUCAAACUCGAUUCCGACCAUUAUCCUAUGAAAACUUUUGGCGACAUUGCGUUCAGAGCCUACGGACGGGUCGUACGCCACCUGGUGAACAUCUUGCAAGCAAUUCAACUCAUCUUCAAUGUGGGAGUCAUCAUCAUCCAAAAUGGACAAGGUCUUUACCAGAUCAACUCGAAUAUCUGUUAUAUUGUGAAAUACGGCUGGAUCGCCAAUUGCGCCGUUUGGCUCAAUGUUACUGUCAUGAUUCUUACAAUGGCGGUCGCUGCUGCUAAAUCUAACGGUGUCGAUGUUGGUCCUCCUGCGCCUCCAGUCAUGACCACUGCUGGUCCUCCAGCUACCGUCGAGUUUAGUGGACAAAUUGUGGGGUUGAUGCAAGCUGUUUACUCCUAUGGCGGUGCCAUGCUCUACUGCGAGUUCAUGAGCGAGAUGCGCAAGCCUUUUGACUUCUGGAAGGCACUGAUCGUUGCAGAGACCUUCAUUUAUGUUGUCUAUCUGUUCUUUGGCAUCUACGUAUACUCAUUCCAGGGCCAAUACACCAUCAAUCCAGCCCAGCAGGGCAUGUUUCCUCAUGCGGCCUUGACCGCGGGCAACAUCAUCGCUUUUGUGACGGCCCUUAUAGCUGCCGGCUUGUAUGGAAAUAUUGGAAUCAAGGUCAUGUAUCAGAACAUUUUCCAAGAAUUGUUGGGUCUGCCAGAGCUUACCACAAGAGCGGGAAAGCUCCUGUGGACAGGCAUCGUGCCGAUUUACUGGGGAGUAGCCUUCAUUCUUGCUGCCGCAAUUCCACAAUUCAGCGCACUUUCUGGUCUCGUGGCAGCUCUUUGUAUCCUCCAAUUCACGUACACCUUCCCACCUCUGCUCAUGGUAGGAGUGCAAGUCCAGUACGACGCGAUCCGCCCUGAUCAAGGCGAAGGUUUCAACCCAGCUACUGGUGAGACGGUACGACAUGACCACGGCAUGAAGAGAUGGAUCCGUGGCUUCUUUGCUCGCAGAUGGUACAUCAAGCUUUGGAAUGUCAUCUUCUUCCUUGGGGCUCUAGUGACUUGCGUUUUGGGAACAUAUUCUUCGAUCAAGUCGAUGAUUGAAGCCUAUGCUUCGGGCUCGUCGACGGCUUUCAGUUGUGUCGGACCGGUU
Messenger RNA from Aureobasidium musti, 1685 nucleotides. Lineage: Eukaryota; Fungi; Ascomycota; Dothideomycetes; Dothideales; Saccotheciaceae. The record is from the annotation of a GenBank genome assembly.